AUGUACAAAUAUCACAAAUUCCUGGAUCACUUCUGUGGCAAGCACAAUGCUUUGGCCCCAGAAGAGAAGGAUGUGGGUAAGGGUUCUGGCAAGGACUUGAAUGUUUACAAAGACAACUAUAUUCUCAACUCCUGCUGUUACACAAAUGCCCCCCAGACAGCUUCAACUUCCAAAUCCUUGACUUCCCAAUCAUUGACCAAGAAGCAACCCCAUGUCAACAAUGACAAAUUCAUCUCUUCAAAAAAGCAAAAGUGCCAGUCAUACAGCAAGGACAAGGACAAUGAGGACAAGGAUAAUGAAGACAAAGACAAUAGGGAAAACAACAAGGACCAAGACAUGGACAAUAGUGAGGACAAAGAGGACAAAGAGGAUGAGGAUGACUGCUCAUUGCUCCCCUCCCUCCCUGAUCAGCCAACUGCUGCAGACGUUUGCAAGGCAGACAAGGUAAUUGCAAAGGAAAAGGCUUGCAACCAGGCCCUUGGUGCCUCUUGCAAUAAAGUAGGGGCUCAGCCUGCCACUGCGCCAAAAGGCAAGGGCAUGGGCAAGGGCAAGAAACCUGAGAGCUCCCCCAUUGUCUCCAAGGCUAAGAACACUUGUCAAAAGGAACAAAUGCCUCUUAAAUUCAAUUCAAAGAGGGUUUGCUGUGUUGACUCAACCCUCAGCAAGGAUGAGGACAAGCCUGCCAAGGCUCCUAAGAAAGCACCAGUCAAAACUGCACCAAAAGCCAAUGGGAAGAAGACAUCAAAAGGUGCAACAAGUGGCAAAAGGCAUAAGGAGCUGGCAAGUCCUAUAUCUAGGCUCCAAAUGCUUGAUGCUAACCAGGCCUGUACCAACCUUGAGAACAUCUCCCAAGCCGUCAAUACUGUCAAGGAUGGGCUUAAAAGCCUCCAGCUUCACGGGCCCCGGACCCCAGAGGAUACCAAACCCCUGGUUGUGGAAGCAACGCCACGCCCCCUAUCAAAAGUUGACCCUAUUGGACCAACUAGUUGGGUCUCAUUCUGGCCCAAACCUUCCAAGGGGCUCCCUAUUUUUGCCCAGCCAGCCCCAGACCAAGCAGUGCCCCCGCAAGUCCCUUCUCCCCCUCUAUCUCCACGUCUCCAAUCCCCAAUUGGGACAGCUGCCCCUCCACCUCUGGCUCCAGUUGCCGCCGCCUAUCCUGCCCCAGUCAAAGUAGACCAUCCAGAUGCCUAUACAGGCAAGAUUGGGAGUGAAGCCAAGCAGUGGCUCACAAGGAUGUUGGCAUGGACCCGCCUUAACUCGCGGAUGUUCCCCACCAAUCAAGAGGUUCUAUCCUUCCCCUUGAUGAACAUGAAGGACUCCGCCGGGGCUUGGGCCCACCCUCACCUUGAUCAGCUUGGCUCACACCGGGCCAUUAUCCAAACGGUUGAAGGGUUCAAGAUAGAAUUCCUGGCAGCAUUUGGCAACCCUGACACCACAAGGGCUGCUGAGCAGAAGAUCACCACGCUCACCCAGUCCGGCAUAUGCGCAGACUACAUUACUAAGUUCAGAACCCUUGCUAUGGAACUGGACUGGAACAAUGUGGCCCUUAGAGGCCAGUUUGCCCGCGGCCUCCAUUGGGAGGUCAGCCAACAGAUAGCAACCCGCAAGCACCGUCCCCGCACCCUUCUUUAG
Molecule: messenger RNA, 1632 nt
Organism: Rhizoctonia solani
Lineage: Eukaryota; Fungi; Basidiomycota; Agaricomycetes; Cantharellales; Ceratobasidiaceae
Product: Retrotransposon-derived protein PEG10
Exons: 5
Coding region: 1-1632 (543 amino acids)
Source: RefSeq, a predicted model, not a curated record